Camelus dromedarius (Arabian camel) is the source of this 3733-nucleotide messenger RNA. RefSeq names its product zinc finger DHHC-type palmitoyltransferase 8 (gene ZDHHC8). Lineage: Eukaryota; Metazoa; Chordata; Mammalia; Artiodactyla; Camelidae. The transcript is spliced from 11 exons. Gene Ontology annotation, molecular function: palmitoyltransferase activity. Bases 547 to 2844 code for a protein of 765 amino acids. Gene Ontology annotation, biological process: protein palmitoylation. Gene Ontology annotation, cellular component: Golgi apparatus. The record is from RefSeq and is a predicted model, not a curated record.
AGGCGCCCUGCAGUGUCACUGUGCCAGGGGGCUCAAAGAGCUCCCAGGCGAGGGUGUCAGCCUGUCCCCAGGGACCCACUCUGAGGUGUUUAGGGAAAGUUCUAUGCAAGCAGAGCCCAGAAGAGGACCUGCGUGCCAAAGUGCCAGGAUCUGCGGACUGGGGACGGGGCCUGGUGUUCACCCUGUGUCCACCCAAGGGGCAAGGCCUCAGGUGUGCUGUGGCUGAGUGGCUUCAGAGGGUCCUGGCACUUGGCUAGCUGGGGCUGUGAGGCGAGGCCCUGCCCCGGCGGGUGUCCUGGGCCAGCUCCGCCCUGAGCACUGGGGACGGCGGGGCGGGAUGGGCGGCAGUCGCGAGGGGCCCCCGCCUGGCCCCACGGUCCCCGCCGCCGGUCCACCUUAAGGGGCGCACUGACAUCAGCACGCCGUCGCCGCCACCGCCCGUGGGGUGGGAUUUCCUCCGCUGCCGCUGCUGCCGCCCGGUCCUGCCUGUCCAGUCGGCCCCGCCCGCCCGGCCCCGGGGAGGGAUGCGGCGGCGCGGCGCCCAGGAUGCCCCGCAGCCCCGGGACGCGCCUCAAACCCGCCAAGUACAUCCCGGUGGCCACGGCGGCUGCGCUACUGGUUGGCUCCAGCACCCUGUUCUUCGUGUUCACGUGCCCGUGGCUGACACGAGCUGUGUCCCCAGCUGUUCCUGUCUACAAUGGCAUCCUCUUCCUCUUCGUCCUGGCCAACUUCAGCAUGGCCACCUUCAUGGACCCCGGCGUCUUCCCCCGAGCGGACGAGGACGAGGAUAAGGAGGACGACUUCCGGGCCCCGCUGUACAAGAACGUGGAUGUGCGGGGCAUCCAGGUCCGUAUGAAGUGGUGCGCCACCUGCCACUUCUACCGCCCGCCGCGCUGCUCCCACUGCAGCGUCUGCGACAACUGUGUAGAGGACUUCGACCACCAUUGCCCCUGGGUCAACAACUGCAUCGGCCGCCGCAACUACCGCUACUUCUUCCUGUUUCUGCUGUCACUCAGCGCACACAUGGUGGGCGUGGUCGCCUUCGGCCUGGUCUACGUGCUGCACCACGCGGAGGGUCUCGGUGCCGCACACACCACCAUCACCAUGGCCGUCAUGUGUGUGGCUGGUCUCUUCUUCAUCCCUGUCAUUGGCCUCACUGGCUUCCACGUGGUGCUGGUCACUCGGGGUCGAACCACAAAUGAGCAGGUGACCGGGAAGUUCCGUGGGGGAGUGAACCCCUUCACCCGUGGCUGCUACGGGAACGUGGAGCACGUGCUGUGCAGCCCCCUGGCACCCCGGUAUGUGGUAGAGCCGCCCCGCCUGCCGCUCGCCGCCCGCCUGAAGCCGCCUUUCCUUCGGCCGGAGCUCCUGGAGCGAGCGGCCCCUCUCAAGGUCAAGCUGAGCGACAACGGGCUAAAGGCCGGCCUGGGCCGCAGCAAGUCCAAGGGCAGCCUGGACCGGCUGGAUGAGAAGCCGCUGGACCUGGGGCCACCGCUGCCCCCCAAGGCAGAGGCCGGCACGUUUGCCAGCGACCUGCAGACCCCACGCCCGGGCAGUGCUGAGAGCGCCCUGUCGGCGCAGAGGACCAGCCCCCCGACACCCGCCAUGUACAAGUUCCGGCCCGCCUUUCCCACGGGUCCCAAGGCGCCCUUCUGUGGGCCGGGCGAGCAGGUCACAGGCCCUGACUCCCUGACUCUGGGGGAGGACAGCAUCCACAGCCUGGACUUUGCAUCUGAGCCCAGCCUGGACCUUCCUGACUACCCGCCCAGUGGCUUGCAUGCGGCCUACCCACCGUCCCCACCACUCAGCGCCACUGACACCUUCUCGGGUGCCUUGCGCUCCCUGAGCCUCAAGGCUGCAAGCCGGCGGGGUGGGGAUCACAUGGCCCUGCAGCCCCUGCGCUCCGAGGGUGGGCCCCCCACGCCCCACCGCAGCAUCUUCCCCUCCCAUGCGCUGCCCAACCGCAACGGCAGCCUGUCCUAUGACAGCCUGCUGAACCCUGGCUCGCCUGGGGGCCACACGUGCCCGGCCCACCCCUCGGCGGGUGUGGCUGGCUACCGUGCUCCCUACCUGCAUGCAGGGGCGGUGGGUGACCCCCCGCGGCCCCCACCCCGCAGCUUCAGCCCUGUGCUGGGUCCCCGGCCGCGGGAGCCCUCGCCCGUGCGCUACGACAACCUGUCCAGGACCAUCAUGGCCUCCAUCCAGGAGCGCAAGGACAGGGAGGAGCGCGAGAGGCUGCUGCGCUCUCAGGCCGACUCACUCUUUGGAGACUCGGGCGUCUACGAUGCGCCCAGCUCCUACAGCCUGCAGCAGGCCAGCGUGCUGUCCGAGGGCCCCCGCGGCCCGGCGCUGCGCUACGGCUCCAGGGAUGACCUGGUGGCCGGUCCCGGCUUCGGAGGUGCCCGCAACCCGGCGCUACAGGCCUCACUGUCCUCGCUGUCCAGUGCCGUGAGCCGGGCGCCACGGACCUCCUCCUCCUCCCUGCAGGCCGACCUGACUAACAGCAGUGCCCCAGGGACCCGGCCCCCCAGUGGCUCGCACAGGUCGCCCGCACGCCAGGUCCCUCCGUCCCCUCCCGGCACUCCUCGCUCGCCCUCCUACGGGGGCCCCAAAGCCGUCGCCUUCAUCCACACGGACCUCCCGGAACCGCCGCCCUCACUGGCCAUGCAGAGGGACCACCCUCAGCUGAAGACCCCCCCAAGUAAGCUUAAUGGGCAGUCCCCGGGCCUGGCCCGCUUGGGCCCUGCCACCGGCCCCCCGGGGCCCUCCGCCAGCCCCGCCCGGCACACGCUCGUUAAGAAAGUAUCCGGCGUGGGUGGGACCACGUACGAGAUCUCGGUGUGAGGACUGACUGCCACUCGUCGCCGUGGCACCAUGGGAGCCAGGAAGCCCCAGCGGCUGCCCCCCUCCCAACUUCUCUGCCCCGGGAGAGGAGGCCCAGGCUUGGUGUGGACGCAUCGGCGGGAGAGAGAACCACGCCUCCACGAGCCUAUCCCUCGUCCUCGGCCCGGCCACCCACCCAUCUGCUCACCAGGGCACAGCCCAGACAAGGGCCAUGAGGCUGCAGGAUCUAUGUGCUGGCCCCACGGGCGGGGCCAGCAUGGGGGCUGGACUGCACCUGUGCCCCUGAGAUUGUCACCAGGCCAGUGCCCACCCAUUUCCCUUACAGAUGGGUCCUCCCAGACCGAGGACCCUGCCGCCCGGCUGCUCCUAACCCUCUGGAAGCUUGUGGCUUGGCAAGGCCUUCUCUUCUGCGGGGAGUCCAGGCCCAGCUCUGGGUUUUGAGGGACCGUGGGCAAACGGGCAGCCAGCUGUGGGUGGGGUCCUGGCUCCAUGUGUCUCGUCUGGCCCAGCUGGUGGGCGUGUCCCCGUGUCUGUGCGCUGAGCUGCCCUGCUGCGUCCCAUGUGUUAACGCUCAGGCUCCGCUGCUCCCACUGCCGGGAAACUCGCUUUAAUUGAAGCCUUAACCUCUGCUUUAUGCUCUUGUGGGAGGCGCUGGGGGCCGGGGGAGCAGCCACAGGGGGCCCAGAAGACCCCCACCCAAGGCACGCAGCGUCCAGGCCCCGCUGGAGCCUCCGCGCCCAUGUGGGAAGCACAUUCGGGAGGGUCGGCGUUUUGUCUGGCGCCAGGGACCCGCGAGUAAGCACACGGCAGCGUCCGCUUGCGUUGUGUCUGUUUUAUGUUUUUAUAUCUACAUCUAUAUAUCUAUAAUUUUAUUAAAAAAAGAAAAAGA